Messenger RNA from Theileria orientalis strain Shintoku, 3426 nucleotides. RefSeq names its product splicing factor subunit. Lineage: Eukaryota; Apicomplexa; Aconoidasida; Piroplasmida; Theileriidae. The coding region runs from base 1 to 3426 and encodes 1141 amino acids. Gene Ontology annotation, molecular function: mRNA binding. The transcript has 8 exons. Gene Ontology annotation, cellular component: U2 snRNP; catalytic step 2 spliceosome; U2-type prespliceosome. Gene Ontology annotation, biological process: spliceosomal complex assembly. The record is from RefSeq and is a predicted model, not a curated record.
AUGGGCCAGAGCAAGAAUCCUCUGGACGGUGUAAAUGAUGACUCUCCAGAUGACUCUGAUGAGUUCUUAAGUAAAUCGGAAGAUGGAAAAAAGGGAAAAAGCAUAUAUGAAAGGGAAGAUGACUAUAGAAGGCAACGCUUAAAACAAAGAUUGUCCCCGGAAAGGCACGAUUUCUUUUCAGGCAAAACACCACUGCCUGAAGAACGCACGUUCGCGGAUGUGAUGAAAGAAAAUGAAAUAAGUAAAAACCGAUCAGAAGUGAGUAAAUAUAUAAGUAAGCACGGGAUCACGAAGGAGAUGAAAGAGGUGAUGGAGGAAAACAAAAAGUCAAAAAGAAGGACGCAGAGACUGGAAGCGGACCGUUGGGACACAAUCGACGAUAAUUUUGACCCAGGAGUUAACACACGGAAAAUUAACGAAUAUGUAGUUGAUUUGGACGGAACGACCCCCGGGUACGCACAAACACCAGGCUACGGGCAGACCCCAGGCUAUGGACAAACGCCAGGAUUCGGAGAUAUAGAAGGCCUGGAGAAGAAGAAGGUGUCGAGGUGGGACAAGACGCCAGCAAUGGAAGGAGCGACGCCCUCAGAAACGCCAUUUGGAUACGGGAUCACUACGCCGCUGACGCCACAAAUAGUUGUGCCGGAAACAAUGCUCAAGUUCAGAAUAUCGACCUCGGAAGACCCAAACAGGUACAUGACGGACGAGGAGCUGGAUGAGCUGCUGCCAGUGGAAGGAUACGAAAUAGUGCCGCCACCACACGACUACCAGCCGUACAGAAAGCCAAGCAGUUACACGUACGCAACGCCGCACUUCACGAUACCAGAGGAUGUGAGGAAGCCAUACGACAUCCCAGGGACGCCGAGCAUUUUGCAGGACGUGGAGAUUAGAGCGGAGGAUCAGCAGUUCUUCGCAAAGCUGUUCGACGACGCGACCGAAGAUGACCUGACUAGCGACGAGAUCACGGAAAGACGCAUCAUGGCGCUGCUGCUGAAGGUAAAAAAUGGAACGCCGCCACUGAGGAGACAGGCGCUGCGCCUGCUGACGAGCAAGGCGAGAGAAUUUGGGCCAGCAGCACUGUUCAACCAGAUACUGCCACUCAUGAUGCAGAGCACGCUCCAGGACCAGGAGAGGCACCUGAUCGUUAAGGUGAUCGACCGCAUACUCUUUAAGCUGCAGGACUCAGUGAGGCCCUACGUGCACAAAAUACUGGUGGUGAUUGAGCCGCUGCUCAUCGACGAGGACUACUACGCGAGAGUCGAGGGACGCGAGAUAAUAUCUAACCUGAGUAAAGCAGCAGGGCUGGCGACGAUGAUCGGAGUUAUGAGGCCAGAUAUAGACCACCCGGACGAGUACGUGAGGAACACGACUGCGAGAGCCUUCGCAGUGGUCGCAUCAGCGAUGGGAGUGAGCUCGUUGGUGCUGUUUCUGAAGGCAGUGUGUCAGUCGAAGAAGUCGUGGCAGGCGAGGCACACAGGAAUCAAAAUAGUGCAACAGAUCUCUAUCCUGAUCGGAUGCGGAGUGUUGCCGUACCUGAGGCAACUGGUGGAAAUCAUCGCACACGGACUGCGGGAUGAGCACCAAAAGGUGCGCACGAUCACAGCACUGGCGCUGGCAGCGCUGGCAGAAGCAAGCGCGCCCUACGGAAUAGAGGCCUUCGACCCGGUGCUGAGGCCACUGUGGAAAGGAAUCACGGAACACAAGGGAAAAGGGCUGGCAGCAUUUCUGAAGGCAAUAGGAAUGAUAAUACCGCUGAUGGACCCGUACUACGCAAACUACUACACGAGGGAAGUGAUGCUGAUCCUGGUCAACGAGUUCAGCACGCCCGACGAGGAAAUGAAGUCGAUCGUGCUGAGAGUGGUGAGGCAGUGCGUGGCCACGGAGGGAGUGACGGCGGAGUACAUAAAGUCGGACCUGCUGGUGCCCUUCUUCCACAAGUUCUGGAUAGUCCGCAACUCGCUCGACAGGAAAAACAGCGAGCUGCUGGUGGAGACGACUGUGGAGAUAGCGCAGAAGGUGGGCGCGGCGACGGUGCUGGCGCGUCUGGUCGAGGACCUGAAGGACCCCUCGGAGCCGUUCAGGAAGAUGGUGGCUCAGGCAAUCGAGGCAAUUCUGAUUUCAAACGUAAGAACUGGAGGAGUGAAUGAGGUGCUGGAACUGGAGCCGAGGCUGGAGGAGCUGCUGGUGGACGGAAUGUUGUACGCAUUCCAGGAGCAGGUGACGGACGACUCGGGAGCGCUGCUGGACUCGUUCGGCACACUCAUUCACGUGCUGGGAGUGAGAGUGAGGCCGUACCUGCCGCAGAUCACGGGACUGGUGAGGUGGAGGCUGGGAACGCAGUCAGCGAGAACAAGGCAGCAGGCAGCAGACCUGAUCUCGAAGAUAGCGCCAGUGAUGAGGCUCUGCGGAGAAGAACAGAUGCUGUGUCACCUGUCGCUGUACCUCUUCGAGUACCUAGGCGAGGAGUACCCGGAGGUGCUGGGAAGCAUUUUGGGAGCACUGAAGAGCAUAGUGAGCGUGGUGGGAACGUCACAAAUAACACCGCCGAUCAAGGACCUGCUGCCGAGACUGACGCCGAUCCUGAAAAACAGGCACGAAAAGGUUCAGGAAAACGUAAUCGAGCUCAUAGGAAGGAUCGCAGACAAGGGAGGAGACCUGGUCUCGCCGAGAGAGUGGGACCGCAUAUGCUUCGACCUGAUUGACCUGCUGAGAGCGAACAAGAAGAGCAUCAGGAGGGCCACAGUUAACACCUUCGGGUACAUAGCGCGCUGCAUUGGGCCGCACGACGUCCUGAGCACGCUUCUGAACCACCUGAAGGUGCAGGAGAGGCAGCUGAGGAUAUGCACGACGAUCGCAAUAGCAAUCGUGGCGGAGACGUGUCUGCCGUAUUCAGUGCUGCCGGCGAUGAUGAACGAGUACAAGAUUCCGGACCAGAACAUACAGACUGGGAUUCUGAAGGCGCUCUGCUUCAUGUUUGAAUAUAUCGGGGAGAUGUCCAAGGACUACAUAUACUCCAUAGUGCCGCUGCUCGAGGACGCGCUGAUGUGCAGGGACCUCGUCCACAGGCAGACUGCAGCCUGGACGUGCAAGCACCUGGCGCUGGGAGUCUUCGGCCUCAACUGCGAGGACGCGCUCAUACACCUGCUGAACUACGUGUGGCCGAACGUGUUUGAGACCUCCCCGCACCUGACGCAGUCGGUGUUUGACGCCCUCGACGGCUUCAGAGUGUCGCUGGGCCCGUCGAUCAUUUUCAACUACACGCUCCAGGGGCUGUUCCACCCCGCCAGGAAGGUCCGCGAGGCGUACUGGAGGGUCUACAACAACCUGUACUUGGGACACCAGGACGCGCUGGUCCCACUGUUCCCACUAAUUAGGGAAGGACAUGAAAAUAGGCAUCAGUCACACGAGUUGUUAUAUAUGAUGUAA